UUCAUUAGACGAGAGCCUAACAGUACAUUAUUGAGUGGUGAGUGUUAAUUAAACCUAUUCCUAAGGAUAAAAUGUGUUAUAUUAAAUUUCAUUAAUAUGGUUAAAUCUGAGUUCAACUAAAGUCUCUCCAGCCAAAGUAAUACCUCUGAAGGCAAUGCUCCAGAGAGUGCCCACAUCCCCCAGAUGGACUUUAAACAUUAAAAUGAAAAAUCGCUCACUCAUUUACUGUACUUUUACAUAAUCACUUAUUUCACCUUUCUCCAUAGUUAAAACUAAAUACAUGGCUUUUAUGGAAUAUCAGUUUUACAGUCCAACAUUAUAUAUUAACUUACAUUCAGCACCAUUAUGAUGGGAACUUAAUCCCUGACACUGGUCUUUUAGCCUGAGAGUGAGAGAGAGAGAGAUACAUCUGUGGAUAUAAAUAAGCUGAAAACAAGAAGAGCUGAGAUAGGUAGAGUUAUUUGAGGAACAAUUCAUAAUUAAAAGCUACAGAGUCUGUAAACAGUGUGUGGUGAUGGAUUGGGUCAAGACUGUGUGUUUAGUGCUCUGGGUUUUCACAUUCAACUCAGUAGCAGAUGAUUUAAAGGAACAUGCCCUGAAACUGAUGACUGACACUCCACUUAUAGAUGGGCACAAUGACCUUCCCUGGCAGAUGAAGAGUUUGUUUAAUAAUCAGCUCAACACGGUGGACUUGUACAAACUAAACUCCACACACACCAACAUCCCAAAAAUCAAAGAAGGGCACAUCUCAGCACAGUUCUGGGCAGCAUAUGUACCAUGUAAUACGCAGUACAAAGACGCAGUCAGACAGACCUUGGAGCAGAUUGAUGUAAUUCACAGGAUGUGUCAUAAAUACCCAGAGGUCUUCAAAUUUGCUACUAGCAGUCAAGAUAUAUUGGAUGCCUUUGAACAGAAUAAGACAGCGAGUCUGAUUGGGGUAGAAGGUGGACAUUCAAUUGACAGCAGUUUGGGUACUCUGCGCACCAUGUACCAGUUGGGUGUCCGAUACCUCACUAUCACACAUAGUUGCAACACACCAUGGGCAGACAACUGGCUGGUGGACACAGGAUCUGAGCCUGAAGCACAUGGUGGUUUGUCUGAUUUUGGCAAGCAAGUGAUCCGGGAAAUGAACCGCAUUGGAAUGCUGAUUGAUCUGUCUCAUGUGUCUGAGAAGGUCAUGAAUCAGGUGCUGGACAUCUCUGAAGCUCCUGUUAUCUUCAGCCACUCUUCUGCCUACAGCAUCUGUAAUCAUAAGAGAAAUGUUCCUGAUGAUGUUCUUAUGAGAUUGAAAGAAAAGAAAGGGAUUGUCAUGGUUAAUUUUUAUAAUGACUAUGUAACCUGCCAAAAAACUGCUGACAUCUCAGAUGUUGCUGAUCACUUUGACCAUAUCAGGAAAGUGGCUGGCUCUAGUAUCAUUGGAUUUGGAGGAGAUUAUGAUGGUGUGCCAAGAGUGCCAGAUGGUCUAGAGGAUGUAUCAAAGUACCCAGACUUGGUGGCUGAACUACUUAGCCGUAAAUGGUCAGAUGAAGAGAUCAGAGAUGCUCUGGGACGAAACUUGUUGAGAGUGUUCAGAGAGGUGGAGGAAGUAAGAGAUCACCAGAAUGGAACCAAACCAGAUGAUAUACCCAUCCCUUUUAAAGAAGUUCAAAAUUCCUGCAGGACAGACUUUGGUUAUCAAUAUGCAUCCAGUUCAACAUGCAUACAGUCUUUCUAUCCAGUAGUCUUGGUUCUAACACUACUAAAUAAGUUAUUAUAAUCAACUCCUCGGUGGACUGUCUAUUCCUGUAGCACUGUUUUGGGUUAUGCAAUGGAUUUUUGAUAAAGAGCUGGCCUGUAGAGAAAUUCUGUAAGAAAACACAUUUUAGAGAGUUUAGUUCAGAAUAAGUGUUUUCAGAACCGUAGACUAAAAACAAAAAGAAAUUAGGAAUGUAAUAAUUAAAAAAUGACCACUUUUCUGUGCAGUGCCAUACUGUUCAGUCUAAUGUAUACGGAUGAUAAAAAAAAAUAUUAAAUACAAACAUUUAAUAAAUUCAUUAAAAAAUUAAAGAAAGAAAGAAAGAAAGAAAGAAAGAGAAACCCAUAUAUAGGCUAAUAUUUCUGAGAACAAUUAAUACUUUUUAAGAAAAAAGUAAAUGAAAGGUAGGACCAAGCAUGUAACUGUUUUAUGUGAAUAAAUUUAACCUAAAUUUCGGUCUGUUCCUCACUCAGAUUUGAUGAUUGACUUCAAAGACUGAUGUAUAUGAUCACAGUUGUGUGCUGACAACAUCCAGAGUGUGUCAGUCUUGUGCUGUCUGUAAAAAAAUUAAAUCCAAAAGCUCCACUAGAGGACAAUUGAACAUCCUGAUAUAUUAAAGACUCCUUGCAUAACAACAUAA
Molecule: messenger RNA, 2375 nt
Organism: Cyprinus carpio (common carp)
Lineage: Eukaryota; Metazoa; Chordata; Actinopteri; Cypriniformes; Cyprinidae
Product: dipeptidase 1
Biological process (GO): proteolysis
Molecular function (GO): metallodipeptidase activity
Source: RefSeq, a predicted model, not a curated record